This is a messenger RNA of Phytophthora sojae, 174 nucleotides long. RefSeq lists its product as hypothetical. Lineage: Eukaryota; Oomycota; Peronosporomycetes; Peronosporales; Peronosporaceae. Gene Ontology annotation, molecular function: glycine-tRNA ligase activity. Gene Ontology annotation, cellular component: mitochondrion; cytoplasm. Gene Ontology annotation, biological process: mitochondrial glycyl-tRNA aminoacylation. The transcript has 2 exons. The annotation marks the transcript as partial. The record is from RefSeq and is a predicted model, not a curated record.
AUGGAGAUGCAGACAGCGCUGCAGAGCCCCGCCGAGGAUGAACUCAUCAAGAGCGACAAGAAAUGCUGCGGCGUGGGCGGCUUCUACGACUUCGGUCCGCCGGCCUGCGCGCUCAAGAGCAACCUGCUGCAGUUCUGGCGCCGCCACUUCGUGUUCGCCGACAAGCUGCUGGAG